UCCGAGUUCCAAUCACCGGCAACAGCAACCCCAAUCAAAGGAGCCCCCAGCUCCAGGCUCCAGCUGUGCCCACGCCCAGCGGUCGAGCGCCACCACCGCCGACGCCGACGACGACGACAGCGACAUGGGCAACAGCUUGCGGUGCUGCCUGGCCUGCAUGGUCCCCUGCGGCGCCCUCGACGUCGUGCGCAUCGUGCACCUCAGCGGGCACGUCGACGAGUUCAGCUGCCCGGUGGCCGCGGCCUCCGUGCUCGCCGCGAACCCCAACCACACGCUCACCACGGCGUGGUCCCCCUCCGGCGCGCCCGGCUGCGCCUCCAAGAAGCUCGUCAUCGUGUCGCCGGACUCCGAGCUCAAGCGCGGCCGCAUCUACUUCCUCAUCCCCUCAGCUACCCUGCCGGCGGACCGGAGGAGCAAGAAGCAGGGUAGCUCCAAGAAGAGCGGCGGCAGCAAGCGGCCGAGCCGCCACCACCACCACUCCAAGAAGAGCAGCGCCGGCGACACGGCGGAGCAGGACAACUACCUGAGGGAGCUGCUCUCCGAGAAGACCGCGUCGAGCGGCGGCCACCGGAGACGGCGGAGCGGCGCCCGCGUCGGCGUGUGGCGGCCGCAGCUGGAGAGCAUCGUGGAGGAGGCCUCGGAUUAGAGAGCUCGAAGAGCCCUCUCUUCUUCUCCUUUGGUCUCGCUUAUAUUCUUUUGGUUUUCUUUCUGAUCUGCCGAUGUGAAUACCACGAUCGAGGACGUGUCCCCGUCCGGCCGGUUCUCACCUCUCGAUCCCCUGACGACUCUGUAUUGCGAUGUCCAAAGGGUUGAGCGGUCUUUAGCUCGGGAGAUGAGGGGGGAAAUUGUGACAAAAUAAAUUGUAAGAGCCCCAAACUGUACAGAGAUUUGGUUGAGUUCAUCCGAAAUUUGAAACAAAUUUGUCACCUGUUAA
Messenger RNA from Setaria italica (foxtail millet), 934 nucleotides. RefSeq lists its product as uncharacterized. The transcript has a single exon. Lineage: Eukaryota; Viridiplantae; Streptophyta; Magnoliopsida; Poales; Poaceae. The record is from RefSeq and is a predicted model, not a curated record. Bases 125 to 646 code for a protein of 173 amino acids.